This is a messenger RNA of Durusdinium trenchii, 1730 nucleotides long. Lineage: Eukaryota; Dinophyceae; Suessiales; Symbiodiniaceae. The record is from the annotation of a GenBank genome assembly.
GCCAACUGGGGGUCAGAGACUGCAAAGCGUUCAACAGCAGUUCAAACCGCCGUGCGUUUGCAUUUGCCAUAGCCACGAGAUGUCAAACACUGCUGGCUCAAUGGCAGUCACCAAUUUGGAGGAGGCCGAAACUUCAGACCUUAGUUUGCGGUCGAAUGACACACUUGGUGACCGCCACAUUUGGUCGCGACUUUGGUUUCCCCACUUUGCCUCCUGUCCUGGACAUUCCAAGGCUUGUUUGCGAGUACUUAGCAUUCAUCGCGCCAAGUCUUCUCACAUAUUCUCAGGAGAUGUGGACACGUAGCUGCGCAAAUAGCUUCUUCUUCACCUAUCCUCCACUAGCAGUUGUACACAACAGUUUUGGCAAUGCUGGUAUUUCUACAUGUACACGUGUACAAUAUUGUACACUAGUGCCGUUUCCGCUGAAUGUAGGGAACAGAAAGUUCAGGUAGUGAAUCUGCUUGGUGAGAAUGCGGAGGCCACUGUAAACGCAUACUUCAAAACGUCUCAUGGCCGCCACAAAAAUUUGGAGGCCAGAUCAGGAGAAGAGAGCAGUUGAGUUGGACGUUGCUACUAACUAGGAUCCAAUAGGUCACUACCUGUGAUUACCGGCUCACACAUGUUCAAAAGGCACCGGCCACUGGUGGCACCAUUUUCAGGUCAGCGUGGUCGGGAGGACUGCCUUCAUGGUUGCUGCUGAGCGAGCCCUCGAAGCUGAGCGUAAGGACGCCUUGUUUGAAGACCCCUUUGCCAAAGCUCUUUCCGGGUCAGACGGUUUGACCAUGUCUGAUCGAUUGGGAGAAGCUGCCAGCCAGUUUGGCUUUGAUGGCUGGCCGGAGUUUCACAAGGUGUGGACGGUGGUUCGCACGAAGUUUAUAGAUGAUCUUAUCAGCAGAGAUACCGCAGAGAUACCGCAGAUGGUGAAUCUCGGAGCUGGUGUGGAUACUCGCCCUUAUCGACUUGAUGCCUACAAGCAGUUCAAGGCCUCCUACGAAGUGGAUACAGCUGAAGUGAAUGCUGUCAAAACAGCUUUCUUUUCGCACAACAGGGCCACUUCCCUAUGUCCAGUUGUCAACGUAUCUGCUGACUUUUGCCAAGCAGGCAUGUUAUCAGAGAAGCUCACUGAAGCAGGCUUUGAUAGCCAGGCCUCUGCCGUGUUCCUCAUUGAGGGUGUCUUGGACUUCUUGGAGGAACAAGCUGAGCCCUUCCUCACCGAGGUCUUGGGCCCCCUGGCAGCUCCAGGCUCACUGGCGAUCAUCAACUAUGCCAUCGGGCCUCAGAGGCCAGGCACCUUCACAUCCACAAAGCUGAAACAGCUGCUGGAGGGUCUUGGGUGGCAGAAUCUUCAGAUCAGUGUCUUUGGUGACGAACGCCUGAACUACGGACGCUACAAGGAGGGCUUGGCCCCAAGUGAAGAUUGGGCAUUUGCAACAUGCGUGAAGGGAGCUGUGGGUCCAACCCCAGAGGCCCAGGAGCAAUGAAGGGUGCUUGGCAUGCAUCGGUUUCCUUUAAGGAAGCUACAAGGAAAGCUGCAAUGCGCGCCGGCGUGUGUACUGUGCCUGAUUUGUGAUGUAGAAGGCCCAUCAGAAGCUAGAACUUGAAUGGGUCAUCUCCAUUGCAUAGAGAGGGGUUUGCCCUCCGUUGAACUUGGAUUUGCUCGCAAAAGUUCAACUUGGAGUGCUUGCACCUUGAUUGUACAGGGAUGUACAGUUAGACCAUGCCUUGCGCAA